Zingiber officinale is the source of this 2009-nucleotide messenger RNA. Its product is annotated as rop guanine nucleotide exchange factor 9-like. The record is from RefSeq and is a predicted model, not a curated record. The transcript is spliced from 5 exons. Lineage: Eukaryota; Viridiplantae; Streptophyta; Magnoliopsida; Zingiberales; Zingiberaceae. Gene Ontology annotation, molecular function: guanyl-nucleotide exchange factor activity. Bases 245 to 1855 code for a protein of 536 amino acids.
UUUCUUCUCCUUCCUUAAUUCUCCUCCUCCUCUCUAAAUUAAAACGUGCAUCUCUUCAUCUCUCAUCAUUUGUUCCUCUCUUCUAGCUAGCAACAUUAAUUAAGCUUUGAUCGAUCGAUAUAUCAAUCUCUAUUUGCAUGCAUUCAUGCAUGAUCACUUCAAUCUCUACGUCCUGCCAAAUGGAAAUGUAGCAAUUGUUACGUUCGAUUUGUUUGAUUCUUCAUUGAUUUAUUAGUUUGUACCAAUGACGCGAGAAGGCGCGGUUGAGAUCUCCGGCCGUCGUGCACAGAGCGUCGACUUGGGCAGCAUAGGAGAAGAUGGGGGGUCGACGUUGGCGGCCUUGACAGAGGACAACAAUGUGUCGUCGCUCAAGUGCCAAAGCUCAAAAACCUUGAGCAGUGAGCCCUUAACGGAAGGAGCACCACAACCAACCGCCGCCCCGAAAUCAAGAACUGGACCACCUCCGGACGUGGAGUUGAUAAAGGAGAAGUUCGCCAAGCUUCUGCUCGGCGAAGACAUGUCUGGUGCAGGCACAGGAGUUUCCUCAGCUCUGGCUCUCUCCAAUGCCAUUACUAAUCUCGCAGCUUCCGUUUUCGGAGAACAAUGGCGCGUGGAACCGAUGUCAGAUGAACGGAAAGCGAGGUGGAGAAAAGAAGUAGACUGGCUCUUGUCAGUCACCGAUUACAUUGUGGAAUUCGUCGCCACUCAACAGACUACCGACGACGGCAAACAUAUGGAGAUAAUGGUCACUCAACAGCGAAAAGACCUUCGCAUGAGCAUCCCGGCCCUUCGGAAGCUCGACGCCAUGCUCAUCGGCUACUUGGACAAUUUCAAGGGUCCAAAAGAGUUUUGGUACUUGUCGAGAGAUGCCAAGGAUUCUGAAAAGGGACAGAGAGCCGACGAUAAGUGGUGGCUUCCGACUGUGAAAGUCCCCGAGAAUGGAUUGUCGGAGGAAUCCCGGAAAUGGAUUCAGCAUCAGAAAGAGCUCGUCGGCCAGGUGCUCAAAGCCGCCCAAGCUAUCAACGCCAAUGUCCUCAUGGAAAUGGAGAUCCCUGACGACUAUAUCGAAAACCUCCCCAAGAAUGGAAGAUCAAGCCUCGGAGACUCACUCUACAAGUACAUAACAGACGAAGGGUUCGACGCAGAGGCGUUCCUCGAGACCAUCGACUUAUCCACCGAGCACAAGAUCGCCGACCUGAAAAAUCGCAUCGAAGCAUCCGUCGUCAUCUGGAAGAGGAAGAUGAACAACAAGGAAGUGAAGUCGUCGUGGGCCACGGUGACGGGGGGCGUCACGAAUGUAGUCUCGGGCAUCAGUUGGGAGAAGCGAGGCUUGUUCGAAGACAGAGCAGAGACCAUUCUGCUCAUUCUGAAGCACCGAUUCCCCGGCAUUCCUCAAUCAAACCUGGACAUAAGCAAGAUCGAAUACAACAAGGAUGUGGGCUAUGCCAUCCUCGAAAGCUACUCCAGAGUCUUGGAGAGUUUGGCAUUCACUGUGAUGUCGCGCAUUGAAGACGUCCUUCGCGCGGACUCCUGCGCUCGGAAUCUGUCUCGUGAUGGUUCGAUGAAGAAUAAGCCUCCGGAGGCGGACUCAGAGCCGGCGACGGCGGACGUGGAGGAAGUCGCUCAGCUCCUGAAAAUACAGUCGAAUGACUCCAUGACGCUGUCGGAUUUCAUGGACUGGCAGUUCGACAAAGAUACACUGGCAGAGGAGGAAGACCCUGCAGGGAACGCAGACAAAAUGGCGAGCUUGGAGGAAUCAAAGUCGGCGAAGAAAUCCCCAAAUGUUUCAGCUAACAAUAAGAAGUUUUACUAUUUGGAGAAGUUGGUGUAUUGGGAGCCUCAACAUCAAUCAUAAGUUUUGGCAGCUUCAACAAUCAAAAGUUUUGGCAGCUUCAACAAUCAACAUCGAUCGAUCAACAACGAGAUCAACUUAUGAGUAAUAUAAGAUAUACCAACUGUUAUAUAUAUAACUAAACAAGAUUCAUUGUAGAUGUUUUGUAUUUAACGUC